Stegodyphus dumicola is the source of this 532-nucleotide messenger RNA. Its product is annotated as membrane metallo-endopeptidase-like 1. Gene Ontology annotation, biological process: protein processing. Gene Ontology annotation, cellular component: plasma membrane. Gene Ontology annotation, molecular function: metalloendopeptidase activity. The record is from RefSeq and is a predicted model, not a curated record. NCBI's taxonomy places the organism in Eukaryota, Metazoa, Arthropoda, Arachnida, Araneae, Eresidae.
UUGAAGGGUUGCUUUCCGAUCUGACCGCCAUGCCGCCUGACUGCACGAGAACUGAGACCACUGCCGUAAUAAUUGCUAAUGCCAAAUUGCUUAUCACAUGUACAGCUAUAAUCGCAGGAUUAUCUCCUAUAAAUUUUUCGCCUCUGUGCGGUUAAAUGGGAAAAGGACACUUGCCGAAAAUAUAGCAGACAACGGAGGUCUGCGACAGGCUUAUAAAGCAUUUUCAGCAUGGAAAAAGAACCAACUUCCAACUGAAAAACUUCCUGGAUUAGAAAAUUUCUCAACUGAACAGUUGUUUUUCUUGUCAUAUGGAUCAAUUUGGUGUACAAAAUAUGCAAAAGGAAUGCUAAAUUACACAAUCAAAGAAUCUGACCAUGCUCCAGCUCCAUAUCGUUUGAGGAUCACCACAGAAAACAUGGAAGAAUUUUCAGAAUCUUUCAAGUGCCAUGCAAAAUCUCAACGACAAGCUGUAAAUCACUGUCUUAUUUGGUGAAAAAAAUUAUUUUUUGUAAAUAAAGUUUAUUUAAUCUUA